Messenger RNA from Meleagris gallopavo (turkey), 867 nucleotides. RefSeq names its product protein kinase AMP-activated non-catalytic subunit beta 1 (gene PRKAB1). The record is from RefSeq and is a predicted model, not a curated record. Lineage: Eukaryota; Metazoa; Chordata; Aves; Galliformes; Phasianidae. Gene Ontology annotation, biological process: signal transduction. Gene Ontology annotation, cellular component: cytoplasm; nucleus; nucleotide-activated protein kinase complex. Gene Ontology annotation, molecular function: protein kinase binding.
GGCGGCCCCGGAGGGCUCCGUAACGCGGGGGGAUACGCGUGGCCGCUGGCGUUUUGCGUUUGCCGCUCGUUACCGAGCUGAGAGCUGUCAUUUGUCGUCUGCGCUGAGUGUGAUGCGAUUCUCAGGGCUUUAAAAAUGGGGAACACGAGCAGCGAGCGAGCCGGGCUGGAACGGCACGGGCACAAAGCAUCCCGGGCUGAUGGUGCGGGAGGAGCCGGCGGCACCAAGGAUGGGGACAGACCGAAGAUCUUAAUGGACAGUCCCGAAGAUGCGGACUUGUUCCAUUCGGAGGAGAUGAAGGCGCCGUUGGAUAAAGAAGAGUUUCUGGCUUGGCAACAGGAUCUGGAAGUGAGUGAUAAAACCCCCACUCAAGCUCGACCAACAGUCUUUCGCUGGACCGGAGGAGGCAAAGAAGUGUAUUUAUCUGGGUCCUUCAACAACUGGAGUAAAAUUCCUUUGACGAGGAGUCACAACAACUUUGUGGCAAUCCUGGACCUGCCAGAAGGAGAGCACCAGUACAAGUUCUUUGUGGAUGGGCAGUGGACACAUGAUCCUUCAGAGCCUGUUGUAACCAGCCAGCUGGGUACUGUCAACAACAUCAUCCAGGUGAAGAAAACUGACUUUGAAGUGUUUGAUGCUUUGAUGGUGGACUCCCAGAAGUGUUCAGACAUGUCUGAGUUGUCAAGUUCUCCUCCAGGACCAUACCACCAGGAGCCCUAUGUCUGUAAGGCAGAGGAGCGCUUUAAAUCUCCACCCAUUCUUCCCCCACACCUGCUGCAGGUCAUCCUGAACAAGGACACGGGCAUUUCUGUGAGUACCUCAGUCUGUCUGCUGAGUAAGGGCCGUAAGUAAGAGUGUGAAUGGAUG